Molecule: messenger RNA, 2523 nt
Organism: Phyllostomus discolor (pale spear-nosed bat)
Lineage: Eukaryota; Metazoa; Chordata; Mammalia; Chiroptera; Phyllostomidae
Gene: PRKX
Product: protein kinase X-linked
Exons: 10
Coding region: 470-1663 (397 amino acids)
Biological process (GO): protein phosphorylation
Molecular function (GO): protein serine/threonine kinase activity; ATP binding
Source: RefSeq, a predicted model, not a curated record
CGCUUCCGCCCGACUACCUUUUUUAUCACGCACUCCGCGCCCCUGGCACCAGUAGUGGCAGAGUCGGGACACGAGGAAUGAGCGCGGGCCUCGGCUCCGGCAGCCGGGACCCUGCUCCAAUUCCGCGCAGCCCAGCCGCGUCCCACUCCGAAGCCGCGCCGCCGCCCGGCCCGCCGCUGCGGGCGCCCGGCCCGCGGUGCCCGCCUGCCGAAGCCGCCGGCUACUCCCACCAGCUGCUGCCGCCGCCGCCGCUGCCGCUGCUGCUGCAUUGAACACCGCCCCGCGCCGCGCCAUUGUCCCCACCGCCCUGCCAGCGAAGCCGCGCCGCGGAUCGGGAGGCGAGGGGCGCGCAUGGGUGGGCGCAGCUGAUGCCCGCGCCGCUGCGCCGCACUCCGAGGCUGCGUCCCAGGAAGUCCGGCUCUCCUCUCCCCCAAGUCCGGCGAGGCUCCCCGCCCUGGAGCGCGACCCCAUGGAGGCGCCCGAGCCAACCAAAGCGGCCGCGGUAGACCCCGACCCUCCCCAGAGCCCGGGAGAGACUCCCGAUGAGGCGCCCGCUCAGGGGCCCGGCUCUGACACCCCCGCCUCCGAGUCGCCCGCCUACCGCCUGCAAGACUUCGACACGCUGGCCACCGUGGGCACGGGGACGUUCGGGCGGGUGCAGCUGGUGCAGCUGAAGACGGCCAAGCGCUUCUUCGCCCUGAAGGUCAUGAGCAUCCCCGAGGUGAUCCGGCUGAAGCAGGAGCAGCACGUGCACAACGAGAAGUCGGUGCUGAAGGAGGUCAACCACCCCUUCCUGGUGAAGCUCUUCUGGACGCACCACGACGAGCGCUUCCUCUACAUGCUGAUGGAGUUCGUGCCGGGCGGCGAGCUGUUCAGCUACCUGCGCAACUGCGGCCGCUUCUCCAACAGCGCGGGGCUCUUCUACUCGGCCGAGAUCGUGUGCGCGCUCGAGUACCUGCACUCCAAGGAGAUCGUGUACCGGGACCUGAAGCCCGAGAACAUCCUGCUGGACAAGGACGGGCACGUCAAGCUGACCGACUUCGGCUUUGCCAAGAAGCUGGUGGACAACAGGGACCAGGCCCCCGGCCCCCACAAGAAGAGAGACAAAGAGAAGCCGUGGGGUGAGAUGCUGCCGUUGGUCGCCGCCGGUGAGCGCCCUGACCAGGAUCAGAACUCGCCGCCUAGGACAUGGACCCUCUGCGGGACCCCCGAGUACCUGGCCCCCGAGGUCAUCCAGAGCAAGGGCCACGGCCGAGCCGUCGACUGGUGGGCGCUGGGCAUCCUCAUAUUCGAGAUGCUUUCGGGGUUCCCCCCGUUUUUCGACGACAACCCCUUUGGCAUCUAUCAGAAGAUCCUUGCCGGCAGAAUCGACUUCCCCAGACACUUGGAUUUCAACGUCAAGGACCUCAUCCGGAAGCUUCUGGUGGUUGACCGGACCAAGCGCCUGGGAAACAUGAAGAACGGAGCUGAUGACGUCAAGCGCCACCGCUGGUUCCGCACGCUGGACUGGGACGCCGUCCCGCAGAGAAAACUCAAGCCCCCCAUCCAGCCCAAAGUGUGCGGCGAAGGCGACACCUCCAACUUCGAACCUUACCCUGACAACGACUGGACCACAGCUCCCGCGGUGUCUGCCAAAGAGCUGGAGCUGUUCAAGAACUUCUGAGGGCGCGAGCCCACCCCGGGAAGACACGGAAUGACGUCAGCCUGUGUGGGACAAAGGCGUCCCCGCUGUGCGGCCUUGGGGACACCCUGCAGAUGGGACUAGGAUGGGACCCCGUCGUACCCGCCCCCCCCCGUAUCUCCACAAAGCGACCGGAAGCCACACUGGACACUCAUGGACCUCACCUUAUUUAAGCACCUGGAAGUCGACGGCACAGGAGGAUGUCAUAAACCCUUGUCUGGGUGCAGGUUUUAUGUUGUCUUUCGCACGGGUUCUCACUGUGACGAUGCCUGGUUUCCUCAGAGCCUCAGCUUUUUAUAAGCUUGAAUCGAGCGUGCUUGGGUAUAACCACAGAUUGUGUGUGUGUGCAUGUGUGUUUGCGUGCGUGUGCAACAGCCGUGUGACGAAAGCCGUGGAGACCACGUUCAGACUUUGCACAGCCGCCGGCUUUCAGUCCUCCCUUUCCUCCGUCAAGGAACGGCUCUCUCUUGGGGACAAUGCCUGAAAAGUAGGAUGGGGUGUGUGUUGGCUUCACCCCCUUCUGUGCAUCUGUGAAGAAAAGAAUCGUGUGGCCUUGCCUAGCUAGCACCUGAAACGCCUCGUGUCUGCUCACAGGAGGUCUUGGAGGCAAAGGCAAAGGAAGGAGACUUGUGCUUGGACUUUAAUCCAGAAAUACUCAGUGACCCUGACAGUGGCUCAAGGAAUGCAACCCCAAUCAAGAAAUAUCUUCUGUAUCUUCCCAAAUUCCACGUGGCCUGGGGGAAGGCCACCUAUAAAAAUUCUACAACGUAACCCCCCCCGCCCCCCAAAAAGGUGGCUUGAUGUUGGCUCCAUGGUGUGCGUCACCUUCGGUCAGAGAUUUU